Messenger RNA from Culex pipiens pallens (northern house mosquito), 18145 nucleotides. It is a transcript of the gene Cdep, whose product is annotated as FERM, ARHGEF and pleckstrin domain-containing protein 1. The coding region runs from base 676 to 14022 and encodes 4448 amino acids. Gene Ontology annotation, cellular component: cytoskeleton. The transcript has 9 exons. Gene Ontology annotation, molecular function: cytoskeletal protein binding; guanyl-nucleotide exchange factor activity. NCBI's taxonomy places the organism in Eukaryota, Metazoa, Arthropoda, Insecta, Diptera, Culicidae. The record is from RefSeq and is a predicted model, not a curated record.
GAUCGUUUCGCGAAAUUUCAACCAGAUUUUGUGUGUGUGAGUGUGCUAUGCAUGAAGAAAGCAAGAAGAAUAUCGUUGUUGAUUUGUUAAGCAAAAUAAUUGUUUAGAUUUUAAGAGUAAUCGAGCGCGAAAGCAUGUGUGUUAACGUGAAAAAUUCCAUUCAAUUAGUCAAAAGUGUUGAAUGAAGAAGAUCUGUUGGUUGGUGCGAGUUCAAAGUCAAUUUUGUUUACUGAAUGCAAGUCACGAGUCGUACCCGGUGGGGGUGGUACAACCAAGAUUGAGAGAAUGAUGACGGCAAGGCAGUCGACAGCAGUUCAACAACAGAGAAAGAUGCCGCCGCGAGAGUUUGCAGCAGGCCAGAUGUGAUCGCGUACGGAUCGUCGAGCCAGUAGUGUUGAGUUUGAAUCGUUCUCUUUGGGUUCGUGUGUGUGAGUGUUAUCUGUUUUUAGUAAUUUCACUCAAUUGCGACGCACGUGGCGUUGAUUGUUUAAUUUGUGUGCAAUUGUGAGCGUGCGUGAAUCUUGAGGAAGAAAAAACAACCCAAAGAUCAUCAUAACAAAAUAAAACGAAGAAAAUUGUGACCACCCAGAAGCAAAACAAGUCGAUCAAAAACAAGCCAAGUGUUUGUGCCAAAUCGUUUUAAUCACCCAAACAACAACCACAUCACACAAAGAAAUGUCGCUGGAUUCGAUGGGACCGUCGGCGAGAGGGGGAGGCGGAGGGGGUGGAGGUAGAGGAGACGAAAGUUCCGGCAUGGGGACGCUCUCCGGGACGCGGAUGAUCCACUCGCUGAGUACGCCGUCCGGGGUGGACGGAAGCAUCUCGGCGUCACAGUCGCGCGGCGGCAAGAAGCUCGCCGUCCGGAUCCAGAUGCUGGACGAUUCGGUGACCAUGUUUCAAGUGCAGGCCAAAGCCAUGGGCAAGGUGCUGUUCGAGCAGGUCUGCCGCCAGCUGAAUCUCCUCGAGGCGGACUACUUCGGGCUCGAGUACCAGGAGGCCCCGUCCGGCACCAAGUACUGGCUCGACCUGGAAAAGGCCAUGAACCGGCAGGUUGGCCUCUCGCUCAUCGAACCGAUGCUGCGGUUUUGCGUCAAGUUCUACACCCCCGAUCCGCUGCAGCUCGAGGAGGAGUACACGCGGUACCUGUUCUGUCUGCAGGUCAAACGGGACCUGGCCACCGGGUCGCUGCAGUGCAACGACAACACCGCCGCCCUGAUGGCCAGCUACAUCGUGCAGGCAUCCUGCGGAGAUUACGCCCCGGAAGACUACCCGGAUCACACGUACCUGUCCUCGUACAGGUUCGUGCCCCAGCAGGACCACACCAUGCAGCGGCGGAUCAUGGAGAAUCACAAAAAGCACAUAGGACAAUCCCCGGCGGAGGCGGACCUGAACCUGCUGGAGACGGCCCGGCGCUGCGAGCUGUACGGCAUGAAGAUGCACCCGGGCAAGGACCACGAGAGCGUCCCGCUGAACCUGGCCGUGGCGCACAUGGGCAUCGCCGUCUUCCAGGGCAUCACCCGGAUAAACACCUUCUCGUGGGCCAAAAUUCGGAAGAUUUCGUUCAAGCGGAAAAAGUUUCUCAUCAAGCUGCACCCGGAGAACUACAUGUACCACAAGGACACGGUCGAGUUCUUCUUCGAGGGGCGGAACGAGUGUAAAAACUUUUGGAAAAAGUGCGUCGAAAAUCACGGCUUCUUCCGGUGCUCGGCCGUGCAGAACGUGCAGCGGCGGAAGGCACGCGUCCUGUCCCGGGGCAGUUCGUUCAGGUACAGCGGCAAAACCCAAAAGCAAAUCAUCGAGUUUGUUCGUGACAAUUACGUAAAACGGCAGACGUUCCAAAGGUCUCAGUCUUUCCGUCAGGGUCCUCUGCAUUCAAGUACCCGAAGUCAGUCACGCACUUCAUGCAAUGUGAAUCAAAGCAUCUCGGCUCAUCCCUUACUUCCGAUCGAAACCGCGGAAUGGGAACGUCGCAGUCAGAGCAACGCCUUGAGGACGCCUUCUCAGACGAGGAAACCAGCGGGUACGGCGGAGGAUCACCGACCCGGCAGUCCUACCGGCCGCAACAGCCAUUCAGCGUCGGCGGGUCAGCUCACGGAAGCCCAGGUGGAGACCUAUCCGACGAGGAGCUAUGCCCAAAUGGGGGGGAUUUCGUCGUCCUCGGGAAUGGGGGCGGACCCGCACCACCAGGACUCGAGUCGCUCUGUCUCACCGGGGGGCACAUGGAGUUCGCCGUAUCACCUCAACAACAGCAACAACAGCAGCAGCAAUCAUGCGGCAACGGCGCUGCGCGAAGCCGAUCGGGGUCGUGCACGUCAAGACGGUCACAGUUCCGGUCCGAGCCACCGCCUCUAUGCCACUAUGUCCCCCAGCUACAUUCAUCGCAACCCCAGAUAUUCCACGCCGCAGCAGCUGCAGCAGCAGCAGCAGCAGCGUCGGGCCUCAGCCGGGCCGCUGGGCCAACCGGCGGAUCGCAGCAGUUCUAUGGGGGAAACAACAACAACGGUCUCCUCCACCAGCCGGGAGAGUGUUAUAUCGCCGGCCCCGGCACUGGCAAUGUUGGCCUCUCACACCCGUCGCUCUUCGGCGGGGGUCAACCCGGGGCUGGCAGCCAGCAGCUCUCAAUCCCACAAUGCCACACUAGUCCGUUAUAGCAAUACGAGUACCUAUUCGAUGUCUAAGUCGGUCAGUACCGGGACCGAUCUGUCGGACGAUAUUGCCGAUAACAUCAUCUACUCGGACAUUAACGAUCUCUAUCGCCGGAAGCAGCCGCACCAGCAGCAACAGCAGCAGCAGCAGCGAUCCGUCCAGAUCGCCAUCACUGGUGCUGCUUCCGGUGACGGAAGCACUAGUGCCGCCGAGGAUGACGAGGAAAUCAUGGACGAGGUCAUCGACGAGAACACCAUCCGUCAGACGUACCUGGAUGACGACGACGAAGACCUUGACGACGAGGACGAAAUCGACAUCCGGUACGCGACGGCCACCCAAAUCAAAGCGAUGGUGACGGGUGUUCCGGCGACGACGACCUCGGCCACGACGACCGGCAAUACCGUCGUCAGUGACGAUCUGUACGCGACGGUGAAUCGUAAGAGUAAAACCAACAAACAACAGCAACCACAAGCACAACCACUACCAAUUCAGGCUAGCACCGGCGGACUCCACGCCGGGAAGCACUUUAGUGACGAGUUCAUAGACGAUACCAUUAGAAACUACAAUUUAAGCAAUGGCACGACAGUAGUCGCCAUCACAGCCAUCAACGGUUCCCCGGCAGAACUGUACCAACAGCAGCAAACGCAACCAUCUUCAACCCAUUUCGACGAAUAUUACGGCGCCAAUCGGUACUCCGACACGUCGGACUACUUUAGCCACAGCCAGCCGCACUAUUCCCAUUCGCCAAACUCGCACUCGCUAGCCACGACCAUAACGCACAAGAACGGACUCACCGACGAUGACGAGCGGUACUCGGUGUCGCAUCCACUCCCGCCACCACCGAUACAACCGCGGUCGUCCCACUCGCUGCCCCGCGCCUCCGAGCUGUCCAAGAUCGACUCCCUGGACUCGUCAUACAGCGGUUACGGUGCAGGUCACUCGUUGAGCAACCUCCCGAGCUCGUCGAAGGUCACCAGCGAUUACCUGCACUACUCGACGCUGCUCAAGAACGCCGAAGAGGAGGACGAAGGCAUGAACAGCAAGAAGACCUCUUCCGAGCGGCUCGAGUACGAGCUGUCCAAUGCCAACAUCUACUCGACGGUGCAGUACAAGAGUGGGUACGACGAGGACUACGAGGACGACUAUCUCCGUGGCUUCCGAGCUGACGGCGGCAUGGGAAAGGACGUCUGGCAGCGCAGCGCCUCGUGCAAGGAACUGUUCGACUACGGGUACGGCGGACGUCCCGACUUUACCAUGCUCGAGCGCGAGUUCCUCACGUCGGACCGGAUCGACAGUCCGGUCACGCGGUACGACGACUCGCGACACUCGAUGUACGUUCAGAAAAAUCACUCCAUGGAUGUCAGCCAGGAGUUCCUGGGCUCGGACUGUAAGGUGUACUCGUCCAGCUAUCCCGGCACGACGUACAACACCAUCGACCACACGGGCUACAAGCGCCACCAGGGCAACUACUACUCCAACUUUGAGUACGGCUCGCAGGAUGACAUCUCGCACGAUAGCUACGAACUGCUGGAAAAAUGCUCCGACAACGAAAUCUACAGCAACGUUCGUCCCGAACCGCACACCCGCUCGUGCUCGCUCGAUUCCGGCAAUUACAUCCCAACCGAUGACGAAAGCAUUUCCGAGCAUCAUUCCCACGCGCACCUCUCACGCUACACCAAGUACCGCAGCAGCCUGGAAGGUAAGUGCAAAUCCGCCGCCGAUAUUGACGACCUAGACGAUAUCUUCCUCAUGGAAGAUCCCCGCGAUCUCCCACGAGAGAAGCUGUGCGUCAAAUCGGACGGCAACUUCUACAAGCAGAUCAAGAAAGCGAUGGGAGGCUCGCGAACGUCCAGCCCGGAGUCACGCAGCGAUUACUACGAGUCCAAACUGUCCAAGAGCAGUGACUCGAGCAAAAAGUCCAAGGACAGCGUCUACCACACGGACAGUAACAAGAAAUCGCGUGAAACGCUCAAGAGCAAGUCCGGGUCCGGGUUCAACUCGCGUACCUCGAGCCAAGAUUCGCGCGAUUCGUUCGGGAUGGACAUCAUGCUCACGAAGAACUACGAAAUGCCAACGACCACAAGCAAAAAGGCCAAAUACCUUAGCAAACACUUUGACAGCAGCUCGCGCAACUCGAGCCAAGACUCCAAGAGUGACUAUUACGACGCCAACGAGCAGCCCAUCAACGGGCUCCUAGAAGACCUGGAAUCGGACGAGAUCUAUUCCCGUCCCAAGGUCCACUCUCACGAGCACAUCGCCGUCGUCGAAGCUGCCUCGAUUCCGCCCAAAGCGGCCGCCGCAAGCUUCUACGACAACCAGAUCUACUCGUCGACGUUCCCAAGUGCACAGCCGAAACCGCCCACCGCCAAGACGACCACCUCGCACGUGCACUCCAUCUCGUUGCAGAACGUCGAACUUGACCGGAACGCACGCAGCUAUCCGGCCCAGAAAUCGCCCGACCCCUCGCCGGGUGCCACGCAGCAGCAAGGACCUCAGGCGAUGCCAAAACCAAUCGAGAAGCAACCUCCGAAGGCGACACACAUCUGGCCGGAGGAGAUCGAAGGACUGCCCACGACCAUCAGCAACGAAACGCAACGGGUCGACCGGACGCGGGCCUUCCGCCGAAAGUCCGACAGCGAAAACAUUUUCAGCUUCGACAAGGAAAAGAUCGAAUCGCUGACGAGCAGCAUGAACGACGAAACCCCAACCACGGCCAUCAUGGUCGAAGCCAAAUCGAAAACCAGCCCGGACUAUCCGCUCACACCCGAACUGCUGUCCGAAUUCGACAAGCAAAAGAUCGACUCACCGCACAUCCUGCCGAAGCAGACCCGCAAGGAGGAACUGAUGGCCAAGACACACUUUGAAGAGUACAACCCCAAACUGAUCCUCGACGCCCCGAUCCCAGGUGUCCUAACGUACACUCACGCCACCGUCGAACGGACCAAAUCCGACCCGAACUCACUCGCCAACAGACCCCGACUCGGUCCGAACUCCCGCCGGCACACACUCAUGCACCAAAAGUCCAUCGACCUCACCCCGGCCGACUCCAGCGAGGAAGAGUAUCUGUACAAGCAAAUCCCAAGCGCACCACCGCUGUGCAGAACCCACGGCAGUCACUUCGAGCUGCCCCAAAGCUACGACAUGAACACCCCGGCCAUCGAAAUCCCACGCAACGGGUUCGAAGUCCCGACGAGCUUCUUCAAAGAGUUCGACCGCCGGUCGCAAAAAGUCUUCAAGGACGACAUCCCGUACGUGCUGCACAAGCGGCACAUCAUGAACGGAACGGCUCCAUCGCCGGCGCAGGACAAACCGCAUCGCUACCCGAAACCCAAGAGUCCCAAAUCUCCGAAGAGUCCAAAGUCCCCAAAAUCUCCGAAAUCCCCAAAAGUCGAGAUGAGGGACAUGGCCACCCAGAAGGAGAACACGCUCCGCGUGCAGCAAGACGACUACGAGCUGGAACCGACCGACAACGGGCAGGGCUUCCUGUUCACCCAGAACAUCGACCUGUCCAAGGUGGAUCCCGUCACGCUGGAAGUCGACAAAUCAGCCAAAACAAUCACCUUCACAAGCCCCAAACGAGACAUCACCAAGCAGAUGGAUCCGCUCAUGCUGGAGCAACUCAACAGCAAGCUCAGCCAGAUCGAGAGCGAUUCAGCGACGAGCUCCCGAACCGAUAGCAACCCACAGAAGAAGCUCGAACCGAAGCCGGUUGAGCUUCCGUAUCUGAUUGAGAAGAAAACCGAGCUGACCGUACCCAAGCGGGUGGUAAAACCACGCAUGGCACCGGUCAAGACCAAAACCGGCAAGGGCAAGAAGAACGCCAAAACCCGGAUCACGUCCUUCUCGUCGGACGACGAAAGUAUCGACUCGGAUGACGUGUUCGGUUCGGCGGAAGCCAUGCCCACAAAGCUGGAGUUCUCACCGCCACAGUCGCGCAAGGAGAUCGAACCGAUCCUGAAGCACGAAUCCAGCCGAAUGGCUACGAACGCUUGGGCACGAGGACAAACGAUGAGCUCGACGGAGAUCGAAGGCUCGCCACCGCAAUGUCGGAAGCUAGCCGAGCUGGAAAGUCGAUACAACACGGCUUCCAGCUUGAACACCCAUCAGAUGACAAGCACCGAGCUGCGUAGAAUCUCCGAACGCUCCUUCUCGAUCCCCAGCUCGGAAGACGAAGCAAAGAAGGAGGAAUCGACCAAAGCUUACCACAUGCUGGAGAAGAUUCCCUCCCCGAUCAUUGAAUCGUCCGAAAUGGUGCAACGCACCGACGACGAAGUGUACGAAACCGCUCGCGAAGACAACCUGGGGUUUACGAAGACGCUUAAACGGGACGCGUCCAAGAAGCUCUCCCCCUCUCGCACCAAAAUGAUCGAAGAGAUGAUCGACUCGUCGAUCGUGAUGCGCUCCAAAGGUCACGCUCCGAUCUUGUUCGCCCAUGCGCGUCUAAACCUUAGCGAAGGAUCGGCAUUUGCGUCGCUUCAACGUCAAAAAGCCACGCUGGAAUCGCCCACGUCGGGACGACGAGCCAAGAGCCUGGACGCGCCGGUAAUAUCCCUGCACAAGCUUCCGCCGAUGAAUGCGUUCUCCUCGAAAGACGACACGGUCGGAUACGACGAGGAGGAAGCAGAGGUGCUGGAAGUUAAACCACUUCAAAAGAAGGAGCAAACCAUUGAGGAAGAGCAGGACGAAUCGGUUCACUCUUGUGCGGAUGCAAUCGUCGUGACCGAUCCCAGAUCCACCAGGAAAACGUCAACCAUCGACGAAGAGGUAAAGUUGGUUCGAAUCGAAGACGACGAGUUGGAGCUGCUGGAUCGACUGAAGUACAUCGAGAAAAUCGAACUGCAAGGUGUGAAAAUCAAGGAAAAGCGAAAGACAAAAACAAAACUCAAGAGUGGAGAUCAGCUCAUUCUGGAAAUCCCCCGGUACAAAUUCGAACCGUUCAGCUCGGGUAACAGCUCGAUCAAGACGUCCCCGGCGAUCAGUCGAGCAAGCAGUGUCGAGAGCACUGGAAAAGCCCGCCAGAAAACGGAUAGCGGCACUCAGACUCCGACGGGAGGAGCUACGGCCGUUAAGCAAAAGUGCAAAUCAACCAGCCCGAAGGGUUCGGACAAGAUUCCGCAGCCCAAGCGGCGAGCUUCGGAUGAGUUGAAGAAGAGUUCACCAGAUAUGAUGCGUACCAAGAGUCAGGAAUCGAUCGGCAAGAACAGAGGAAACAAAGAAAAGUCCAAGUCGCUCGAAAAGAUGGAACUCAAGCGGUUGGGAAGCAGGGAGAAGAAAUCAACCGAAGAAACCGAGCUGGAACGAGCUCGGCGUAAGGAACGCCAGCAGAAGCUGUACGAGUCGGCUAUGAAGCAAACGAUCAACUUGUUGAGUCCGGUGAGCGAUCAGCUGCCACAGUUCCCAACACCGGAGGACAAGAUAUCCGUCAAGACCGAAGGGGACAAGAUCAUCAUCGAUGCCGAGGUGAAGUCAAAGCCGGAAGAUUUGGUGUUCAUAGCGAAGGCACCGCGCAAGCUCGAUUGUGGAUUGGCGAAAAUCAGUCGCAGUUUCGAGGAUCAGAAGAGUGUUGAGAAGUUGGAUAAGGCUAGUCGCAGCUUUGACGACCGUGGUAGAUCGUUUGACGACCAUUCGGAUCGAUCCGGGGCGGACGAUAGCAGUAUCGUCAUCAAAUCUCCCACGAAGCUAUCGAAGAGCCAAGAGCUGAAGCAACAGAUCGAGGGUUCGGUGGUUCACAAGAAGAUCGAAGGCAAAUCAAAGAGUUUGGAGAAGAAAACCGAGCCGCAGUACUUGGACAUCGAGUACAAGACUCGCAGUUUGGAUCAAAACUAUAUCGAUAACUACGCGGAAACGACAUCGCCCGAUUCCGAGGGAAGCACACAUCGACGGAAGCAAGAGGUUGUCAAGGUUGACGUGCAUCGAUCGAAAGCGGAGCCUGCGGAGCCAGAGCAUAAGAAGAAGGAACGCAAGUCAACGGACAGCAGUGACAGCAAGUCGGUGGAUGAUCGGCAGCGCAUUGACAAGGGCAAAAGCUUGGAUAACAAUCUCACGAAUGGUAAAGACAAGACACCGGCAAUCGAACGCAGGUCACAGUCCCAGCCGGAUGAGUUUACCGGGGAGAUUGACAUGCAGGACAUUAUUUCGGAAAGACGUACGCUGGAUCUCAUGAAGAGACGUUCGGAGGAGAGAACCUUCGACUCCACCAGCACAUUGACGGACAACGAAGAUCAAAAGGCACUGUCGAAGGCAGAAAGUGAAGAAUCACUUACGGAGGUUAGUGAGAUGAAACCAGAACUGCAGAAGGAGCUGUACAUACCGGUGCGUGUUCCAACCAUCGAGUACGAAGAGCCCUCGUUAGAGGAAGAACUGGAAGACGAAGAGGAGGAGAUUCAGGAGCGCCCAGUGGACAAGAAGGAAAUCAUGGGAAAACUUGCUCUGGAGCGAAGUAGAAGCGAUGAGACCACUUCGUGGGUAACGAUCGCCAGUGAAGAGUACACGGGAACCGAUGGCAUUGGUCAACCGGAGAUGGAGGAAGCUGAUGGAGUGCGCAAGAUAGAAACGCAAGCUACCAUCGAGGAUAUCAGAGAUAUCGCCAUGCCAGAAUCGGAAGUGUCCACUUCGGAUGUAACAAUCAUUCAGAGAACAAGCAAAUCUUCACCACCCGAUACGAAGCCUUUCGAUCGGCCUUUACCAAAAAUACCGGAAAAGAAGAGAAAGGAUAAAUCUCCUACAAAGGAAGUGGCGAAGGCGAUGCCAGAGGAUACCGAAGCCAAGCAAGCGUCCGAACGCAGAGGAGACUUCUUGCGGUUGUCUAUUGAACGAUCGCGGAGCUCCGACACCGGAUCCAGUCGAGAAAAUGAAAACAGCCCGGUUAGACACGACUCAAGCACUCCCCGUGGCAAAGGAUCACUGGAUGAGGAGUCCAGCUUGAGUUGUUCCAUAGCCAGACCGCUUGGCAUAUCGCAGGACAUGGAUUCGAUGGAUCAUAUCAAGUGUCACGAGCUGAGAGAAGCUAUGCUCAAGAUGGAGGAAACCGAUGAGGUUAAAACACCGGUCAAGAAGACAUCUCCGACGCUGGAGAAGCAGUGUCCGGUUGAUUCCGGAUCAGAGCUGGAUGUGGACACGGUAGAGGACCGCAUCUCGAGAAUACUUCAACGAGAGGAGAGUGAGUCCAGCUCGGAUAACGGAGCUGGAGUACAGAGACCACGGGUAGUCAAACCGGUAAGGACGACGCUUAUCCAUAAGAAGGUGUGCAGAACUGCACAACCAAAUGAAAAGCAGCAGCAGCAGACAACUGAAGAGCUCAAGUCGGGAACGCUGAAGCUGUUGAGUGCUAACGGCGAUCGCAGCUCGCUGGAGUCCAAAUCAAGCCUCGAGUCAAAAGGAUCGCUCGGGUCGUUCGAAACCGAAAGCAGCUCCGGAUCACUGGGUGCAGCUCAGCGCAAAGGAGAUCUGGGACAGAAGGAAGCAAUGUCCACCUGGAAGCCGUUCCCAAUAGAGAGCUCCGGUAGUUCCAGCGUGGAAGAGAUCUGGCUACCUCCCGAUCAGGAAAGUUACGAAAGCUUUGACAUUGCGACGGAGACGAUCGAGCUUCAACGGGUGGCUCCACCAGAGAACAAAGAAUCGUCUCCGGAUGAACAGAAGGAGAGUGAUUCCGACUUCCAGGAUGAGCUGAAUGAUUUCCCUACCACUUUUGGCUAUCCGGAAAUGACGUCGACGCUUGGAAUCAGCAUUAAUCCGGUUGAUAUUAUCAACUACGGAACGGGAUUCACCGUUGGUCGAACACUUUCGAGGAUCUCUGAGAGGAGCACAAAUUCGGAAAAGUCUAGCGCCGAAGAGAACGAAGCGGAAAAAUCAAGCUUGGAAGAUCUGAGCGUACACGAUGAAUCCGCAAUCUCGAGCGAACAUCAGGCAAGUCUCAGUUCGGAUUUGCACUCAAACUCCAACCCGGCGUACAUCUCGGAUGCGGACCGGCGGACGUCCGCUGAGAUGCCGGAUAUUCCGUGUGACUCGGCAGCUGCCGAACGGCUCUCGGAGAUUUACCAGAACAAUGUGGUGAAAAAUGGACGAUUUGCCGUGCAACAACUGACAGACAGUAGCAGCAAGCAGGCUGUGGAAAAGCCGCACAUUCAGUGCCUGUCGACGGGAGGAAGUCAGGAUUCGGAAGAUUGGCCACUGCCAGAGAUCCCAUACGAUAGCACACCGAUUGAGCGGUACGAUCCCAACUUUGUUCCUCCACAUCCGGACAAACCGUACCCGAGGUGGGCUGGAUCUAUUGGACAAUCCCAGGAAUCGGAGAACUGGCCAACGCCACCAUCCAGCAUGCUGGACACGCCCGUCAUCGAGAGCGUACAGACGUUCAGGGUUUGCGAACCACAGCAUCCAACCCAAGUGAUGGUAGAAUCGUUUACUGAACCAACCGCAGACGAUGAUUCCGAUCCGGACUACGCGGAGGUACCAGAUGAGGCGCCGGAGCCGCCCAAGCGGGAUUACAGUUUGUCCAAUGUUUCGGCGAAAAUCAGUCCGCCUGCAGUUCCGUACGAGAGUGCUGCCUUCUCGAUGUCUGCGAUCGAGGAACCGGUUACGUAUGAGGGGUAUGAGACUGCCACUUGUCUGAGCAGUACGUUGGGAGCCACGAGCUGCUUGCGAUCUACGUUUGACGUGUGCUCCAGUCAGAAGAAUGUCGCCGGUCAAGGUAUUCUGAAGGAUUCCGGACCUGAUAGGGUCAUUAUAUCGCAACCGACGAAAUCCCCGCAGAACUUGAGUCCAAUCACCGACGAUGACUUCUUCUUGAACGAUGAAGUGUUUGGACCGGACACGGUCAAGAUCGAAAUCUCCCCCGACGAUACCAAGCCAAGCGGUGAUUACUCGAUUCAGCAAAAGUUCUCGAGAAGCUCGAACAACUCGGACACCUCCAUCGAUGACCUGCUGUCGGCUUCGUGCGCGACCACGUACAUGGAGGAUACGGUCCGAAGAAAUCUGGAACCUCGUCGGCUGAGCAGCGAAUCGUGCAAGAAGUGCAGUCACAGCAGUCACUCCGAGGAGGAGACGAGCUCGUUCGGAACCGAUCUCGAUGGUACGGUGAAGAUGCAGCAAAAGCGUUGCACCCACAGUUCACAUUCGGAGGAUACUUCGAUUGGUCUUAGCAUCUCUGAGUGGUCAACCGGAACGAAUACGGUGCGGCAGUACGCGAACCUGUCGGGGUCGGAUAGUCUGUCGGCGGUAUCGAAUCAUUCGGGUAACGCCAAAAGCGAAAAGUCCAACCACACCAAGAGCAGCGUGAGCUCGAUCCACAAGUCGACCGAGAGUCUGGACGAGAAGAGUGGCAGCUUGUCGAGCGUGAACAACAAGCGGUUCUCGCUGGAGAACAUCUCCGACACGCACAAGUACGAACCGUUUAGCAACUCGGACACGGAAAAGUUCUCGUCCGGCACCAAGAGUGACGACACGACGCUUACGCUGACGGAGAUGGCCCAAACCAUCACGGAGUGGUCCACGAGCAGUAGCAAUACGCUGAUUGCCCAAGCGGAAGCCUUGAAGCACAUCGAAUCCAAAGGAACCAGAACAACGUUCGAGUAUGUCCCGCUGAAACCACCGAAAGUGAUCAAAAAGGUACCGCUGGAUGAGAAGAAGAAUCUUCCAGCGGUUCACGCGGCGAAACCAAAGCCAAAGUUGGCCGUUUUCCCGCCGGAAGUGGUCCCAACACCGGAACAAGAAAUACUCCGUCAACCACCUCCGGACCUCAUCCCGAGGCAAGCCGAACGCGCACCGGCAAGAAUCCCACCCAAGAUCGUCGACAUGAUCGAAAAGUCUCCGAAGCGUGCGAUUCCCCACCAGCAACCGAUCCUCCAACAACCGCUUCCGUCGACGUCAAAACCUCAAGAUCAGCAGCCGCUUCCGGAACCGGAACCCGCCGUCGUUAGCAAGCGGCGCACGCUGGAGAUGAUGUCCCAGCGGUACGCGAGCCAAGACUGCUCCGAGUCGGAACCCCUCUCCGAGAAAGUUGUGGCCCCACCACCUUCGAAGCCACCUCGUGGAGAUUCGCUUCCCUCGACCAGCAGUUCGAUCCCGAUGGUCGAAAAGCCUCUAUCCAAACAUCAUAGCUACGACGACAAAACCCUGUCCAAGUCACAAAUUCGUGAGUACAAAUCGUCGAAAAUGCGACACAGCCAGUCAUUCCACGAGCACCUGGUCUCGUCCGACCUGAACAAGAUCGUCGAGGAGAACCUGGGCAGCUCGUCGACGACGACCACGCACAGUAGCGAAGCCACGGCCAGCACGGACAACUCGUCCCCCAUGUUCCCACGGCCGGAGAAGUUGGUGCGCUGUUCACCGUACUACUCGAGCAGUUUAAGCUCGGAGUCGCCUCCGAUUCAGCCUUCCCAGCUGCCACCGGUUCAGAAGCCACCUCGCAAGACGUCACUUCCGCGCAAUCUGCUUCCGAAGAGUCCACCCAGUGGAAACGACACGGACAGCUCGCUGGACUUUAGACAGCAAGAUCCAAAACUUCGCUCGCGAGGCUACCGCAAAAAGCGAACCGUCCCGUUGAAGAAGAGCCGCCUGGACAGCAAACCGCUCGAACACCAGGAAAGCUCCGAAUGCUCCGAAGGUUACUUCCCCGAGAUGGAAUCGGGCAGUUCGGACGUGAUCGACCAUCAACAGUACCACCGGUAUCCGGACUUUGAGGAGGAACUCGAGCAACUUCCGGAAGACUACGAAGACGAAGCGUAUCGCGUGGAGGACAAGCGGGACAGCAAGAACGGAGGUGGAGUCUACCCAAGUGCGUCUUACUCGAACAAGUUCGAGGGGCUGGACAUGAUGGAAAACGUCGACGAGAUGGGCUUCCCACGGUACGACCGCCUCGGCCACAUCACCAACCCCAACCUGUACAAGUCGGACACUCCGUCGCCCCCAAUCAAACCGGUGCGCCAGCGCAAGCGCCAGAACAAACGGGACGAGGCAGACUCGGAAUACCCGGGCAUUCAGUACACGCCGGAAAGCGGAAGUUGUUCCGAGACGAAAGCUGGCCUCUCGGACGACGUUUGCUACUCCAGCGAGGACAGCUUCGCCGCCGGCUACCAGCACGCCAUGGGCGGAAGUUCUCGCUACCAGAAGAACGUGGAAAUCCCCUACCCGGACUUCCUGUCCGACUACGAGAACGAAUCCUCUUCGGCGUGCUCGUACGCCCGACGCAUGGAGCACGACCGCCACCGGUACGUCGAGCUUGAGCACGGCGGCACUCCGAGUGGUGCGUACGUGAGUGCCUCCGACGUCGGUGGCGACACUUCCGGCGGGUUCGACCUCCGAACCCUUCCGCCACCGAUCUACGUCGAAGAGCUGGAAGACGAAGAGGACGACGAAGUCGAGGACAAUGCGAUCUAAGCAGAAGAAGAAGAAGACUGACGCGGGAAAAAAUAAACAAAACGAAGCCAAAACUUUAACGAAAACGAACGAAACCGAACGAGAGAUGUCGCUGCGAGCGCUGAAGCGAAAAGAAACAAUAGCAUGAGCCUAACGAACCUCCGGCGACAUCUAUUAGUGAGAUUUUAUACUGAACGACAUCGAGGAGGAGGAGCGAGGAGCAAGAUGGAGCAUAUAUACUAAAUGAGAACAAUUUUAACAGAUGAGCCGAGAGUUAUAUGAAAUCGUCGUUACAAAUGGGUUGAAGAUAAAUUUUAAAAAGCGUUUGCGUGACACAAAAGGAGCAGUUAUUAUAAUGGAUGAUGAUAUACAAUUACAGUAACAGAAAUAACCUAGUUGUUAAUUCACUCUAAUCAAAGUUUAACAAAUAUACAUUAAUGGUACAUAGUCUAGUCCCCAGUAAGGAAAAGAAGCAUUUAUAGCGAGAUAAAAUCAACCAACAUUAGUAGGAAUUUCGUGUUUUUAUUUGCAAUUUUUGCAGUAUUUUUCGUACAUUUUUGAGAAGUCAAGCAAAGAGUUAUUCUUUAAAACCCCGAAGCUGCAGCUCAGCGAUAACCUUACGUGGCAACGAUAACCAUCAUGGGGGAUGAUAUUAUCGCCAGCGAUAACGGAAAUGAUAUCUUUAAUAGGUGUGAAACAAUUUUAUUGAUUUCUGUAUUUUUAAACAUUUUUUUUUACAUUUUCCAAUUCCAAAGAAGACAUUUUGCAUCAUUGGGUUUUUAAUAUAUUUUCAUUUAAUGUCAAAGGUUAUUGAAAAAACAUGUUUACAAGCAACAAAAAUUUCACUUGGUUAAUUUCUUAUUUUUUUAAAAUUAUUUUCCACAAAAUAUUUUUUUAAAUGGUCGUUUUUCAAAAUAGCUAAAUUUUAUUAUUUAUUAAAAGAAAAGCAAUCAUUUUUCUUUGGAAAUGUCCAACAUUCAACUGCACCGAAACAUUUUAAUUUUAUCGGCCAUAACCAACAAAAACUCAUUCAAAGUAAGUUCUUAACAUUAGUCUAACUCAUGAAAAAAUCCCAGACUUUGAUAGUUUUAAUAAAUCCUACUUUAUUGAUAAAGUAGUAUCUCAAAAAGUACUCAAGUACUGAAAAUAUUAAUAAAUUUAUAAUUUGCAAUUUAGGUUUUAAACGAUGCGAUUUUUUAAAAUAAAUUUUCAUUAUAUUAAAAUUAUUUCUUUUGAGUUUUGAAAUUCUAACGAAAUGCCGUAUAUUUUUCGAAAAUACUGACAUUUCCUUAAUUUGAAAUAUGGGUUUCAAACGAAGCAAAAGUUGAUAUAGAUUUUCACUGUUCAACAAAUUUUAAUGCAAAAAACUAAAAUUUUCAUGAAAAUACCUUUUUUUUACUUAAAAUUCUCUUAAAUGCGACAAUGCAGAUUUUUUUUAAUGAUUUUCACUAAAUUGCAUUUUUCCGUUAAACAAAAGAAUCACAUGCUAACAAAUAUUUCUCGAAAAAAAACUCACAUUUUUAUUAUGUCAAACAACGGCUUAUGUCGUGUAAAUUGUCACUGUUUUACAAUUUUUAUGCAAAAUACAUUUUUUAGCACUCAGAUUACUGUCUUAUCUUAUAAUAUGAAAUCUGAGUGUCAAAACACGCCAAAUCUCCAAUUCAAAAUAUUAAAAAUACUGAAACAACAAUAACCAUAUUUUUUUAAAUACUAGGAUUUUUAUAAUAUGCAAUUUGGGUUACAACAGACGACGGGUCGUGUUUAAAUACUCAAAAUUUCACAAAAUGCCGUAUUUUUGAAAAUACUCAGAUUUUCACAAAAUACCGUAUUUUUCAAAAUACUGCUUCAGAGUCGUGUAAAUUUUACCUGUUGUACAAUUUUUAAUAAAAAAAAUACUAAACUUUUCACAAAAUAUCGUAUUUUUCGUAAAACUCAGAUUUUUAUAUUUUGCAGUAAUUUUCUCUAUGUUACACACUUUACAACUUAGUUUUUUUAAAAAAAGGUCCAAUAAGCCCUUUAAAAAAACUCCAGAAAUAUUAAAUACUCAAAUGUCACGAUAAAUGCGGUAUUUCGCGAAAAAAAUAAUCCAAUUUUGCAAUUUAUAAAAACUAGUAAGAGUAUCUACAAAAAUACGAUAUUUUGUGAAAAUUUAAGUAUUUUUCAUAAAAAAAAAUGUAAAGCAGUUUAAAUUUACACGACAUAUAUCGUCAUUUCACUCCCAAAUAGUUUGCAAAUUAAGAAAAUUUGAGUUUAAAAAAAGGUAUUUUGUGACAAUUUGAGUAUUUUCCAUCAAAAAAUGUAGAACAGUUAAAAAUCACACCACAUUUCUCGUUAAAUUUUCAAAGUAUUUUGUAUAGUAAUGCAGAGAAAAUCAAUGCGAAAUUUCGUGUCGUUUGAUAUUUUUGAUUACAAAUUAUGAAAUUAUUUAUUAAUAAUAUAAACAAGUAAUUAUUUUUUAUCUCGAUAUUUUGUUUUAAAAAUGGUAUGUCUAAAAUGAUGUCAAAAUAUUUGCUAAAUUCAGCUUUCCAUAGAUCUAGGGUUUUUUAUUUUUAUUCUCAAAAUUUAUUUUCCCUGAAAGAGCACACAGCUAGCAAAAUCUAAACUUAGAAACAUGUACCCUCCGUGUAAAGGCCCUGUAUGAAUUGAUAUCAGUUGGAAGGUUCUCCAAAUCUCUGAAUUGCAAAUGUAACAUCCUGGAGCAGAACAUUAAUCAAAAAUUUAACGGUCAACUUGAAUGAGUGCAAACUCUCCACGGCAAACAUGAAUUCACCACAGUUUGACAGCUGCGUAUUUUUUUUUUUUUUUUUUGUGGGACUUUUAUUUACGAUUUAAUGAUGCAAACACUUGCUUUUUUGGACAAGGAAAAUGUAUAGGUCAAAAAUUCAACUAAUUAGAAAAAAUAAGAAACUCUUUUUUGUGAAAAUAAAUUAUUUUGCCAUGCCAUGGGUUAAAUAUUCGGUCUAAUUUCAAAAUAACGUGUGCCAUAACCUGUUUGUUUCUCAAACUGCAAGCAAAUUGUGCAUUAUCUAAAUUUAGCAUCUACGAAGCCAGAAAACAUAAUUAGAUCGACAUGCUUAACAAUUGUUAUCAAACUCACUGAGCAAACAUUAUUAAGAAAAAAAGUAAAAAAAUACAUAGGAGAGUAAUGAAAGAAACAUUUUAGAUAAUACAAACACAAAAAUAUUUAUAAUUCACACAUUCCACGCGCGAUGUUUAGUCAAUCGAAAUGAAAAAGGGUGCGUAAUGAAAAACAAAAAUGGCCAAAAUGUUAAUGCAAGAAAGACAGAGAAAUAUAAUAGUAACAAACGAAACGAGACCCGCUGAAAGUUUCUAUAUGUGAUUGUUGUUUAAAUGAAUACAGAAAAGCGAGUGUUUCCAAAAUUUGCAGAAAAGUCUAUCCUUUUUAGUGCCGGACAGCAGCGGAGAGAGUAAUAAGUAAAACUUAUCGAAAGUAUUUGUUCCAUUUAUUAUAUAAAAGUUUACGAUAAUAACCAAAACAAACAAAAUGAGCAAGUUAUCGAUUCGAGCACUUCAAUGCACCCUUAAAGUGAUAAAUGUGUGUCAAAUGAUCUCAAAACCUGAGGAGUUUAACUUUUUCGUUGUGAUGGUCUAACCAAUUAUACUUCUUCCCGAAAAUGUUGUGUACCGAGUGUUGUUAAUCUGUUAGUUCCGGAACAAAUCAGUUGAAAAGUGUGAAAUUUAUUUCGAAUUUUAUUGCAUUCGCGCAAACAUAAACGAUUCUCAAGUGUACUAAAGUAACCGUGUUUAUACUCAAAUAUAUAUUACUAUUAAGUGCAGUCACACACAAAAAAAAAUAAGAUAAAGCAACACAUGUUUUAUAACGAAUUUUUGUCUUUUGAGAUGAUUUAAUCGAGUGAUAUCGACGAGUAAUUAAGUAACAAGCAAAAUAUCUCCAGAGUAUGAGUAUCGAUAUAGUUUAUAUUACAGUACUGUUGGUUAUUACAGAUAUAACAAUGCAAACAUGAAAAUAAAGUGGUUUAUUAAAUUGCAGAAAAAAAGUAUAAAGAAGUAGCGCGGAAGGCGAACGAAGAAAGAGUAGAAAAUUAAAGCAAGGAGAUAGAAACGAUUAGAAAAGCAAGUCAAAGCGAAAAAACAAGCCAAAUAGUGAAAAAAAAUACAAAAA